AGUUUUCCACGCGUUCGGAUCAAUUGGAAGUUGAUACUUUUGAAUUUGAAACAGGAUUUAAUACUUGGAAGAAAAAGUGUUGUUUAAGUAGUAAAGGUGCAUAAUCAAGGCUAUAGCAGAACCAAAACAAAAUAUUUUGGCCAAUAGCAAUCUGUCUACGAUACUGUUGUGUCAUUUUUGACGAAAUCGGAUUGGUCGAUAAUACCGGCUCAACAGCGCCAUCCCGACCUUAUAAAUAAGACUGCGACACCGCGCCGGACCUCUUUUCCACAGUAUUAGGUCGAGGGGAUAUUUGUCGUGUUAUUUAAGUGAGCUAACUCUAAAUUCAGAAUGCCGGAAACCUCGAAAGUAAAUGGAUAUGCAAAAACAAAUGGCCACAGUUAUGACAUGGAAGAUGGAUCUUUGUUCUUAUUCACAUCGGAAUCAGUCGGCGAGGGGCAUCCAGAUAAAAUGUGCGAUCAAAUAAGUGACGCUAUUCUUGAUGCGCAUUUAACUCAAGACCCCGACGCAAAAGUUGCCUGCGAGACCGUCACAAAAACUGGAAUGAUCCUGUUGUGCGGCGAAAUAACGUCAAAAGCUAAUGUUGAUUAUCAGAAAGUCGUCAGAGAGACUGUCAAACAUAUUGGUUACGACGAUUCCUCCAAAGGGUUUGAUUACAAGACAUGCAGUGUGAUGAUGGCCCUGGAUCAACAGUCUCCCAACAUUGCGGCUGGUGUGCAUGAGAACAGGAAUGAAGAGGAAGUUGGUGCUGGGGAUCAGGGCUUGAUGUUUGGCUAUGCUACAGACGAAACAGAAGAAUGUAUGCCACUAACAGUGGUACUAGCUCACAGGCUCAAUCAAAAGAUCGCUGAACUCCGGAGGAAUGGUGAAUUUUGGUGGGCGCGCCCUGACUCAAAGACACAGGUGACUGCAGAAUACGUGUUUGCUGGUGGAGCAACUGUCCCACAGCGUGUGCAUACCAUUGUAGUUUCAGUUCAACACUCUGAGAAAAUAUGUCUGGAUACUCUGCGUGAUGAAAUCAGAACCAAAGUAAUCAAAGAAGUCAUCCCACCACAAUAUUUUGAUGAACGGACAGUCGUGCACAUAAACCCUUGCGGAAACUUCAUCAUUGGUGGGCCUCAGUCUGAUGCUGGGCUGACGGGUCGCAAGAUCAUCGUGGACACAUACGGCGGCUGGGGUGCACACGGCGGCGGCGCCUUCUCCGGCAAGGACUUUACCAAAGUGGAUCGCUCAGCUGCCUAUGCCGCCAGAUGGGUGGCCAAGUCGCUCGUGCGAGCGGGUCUGUGCCGUCGCUGUAUGGUGCAGGUUGCAUACGCCAUUGGUGUUGCCGAACCGCUUUCUAUCACCGUAUUCGACUACGGAACAUCGCACAAAACACAGCAAGAACUACUUUCCAUCGUCAAAAAGAACUUCGACCUCCGACCAGGAAAAAUCGUCAAAGAUCUGAACCUCAGAGCCCCGAUAUACCAGAAGACCAGCACAUACGGUCACUUUGGACGGGAGGGCUUCCCGUGGGAGAACCCCAAGCCCCUUGUGGAUUGACUUGGGAUGUGAGCGCAUAGCACCAUUGUAAAUAUUUUCAUCAGUUAUUCGAACUUAUGUGUUUCUGUAGCGAGAGCGCCAGGAUGCCGCCGCUGACUCUCUAUAGGAGUAUAGUUUAUUUGUUAUUAUUUGGCUGAGAGCUGGUGAACGAUUCGUACAAGAUAAUACUUAUAAAAAGUGACUUGUAAGAGAGAUAGGAGAGAUGUAUAAAACAUGACAAGAAUGUAAACUUCAAUUCUUUUUUUACUAGUAGAGUCGUGAUUAAGACUCUUGUUUGGAACGAUUGUACGAUUUACCCCUUUAAUCCGAUUGCAUAACAACCAGGCUGCAAAAUGUUUGAUAGAUACAAAAAACUUUUACUGUAAAGUUGUAGUUGCUAUAAACAUUUCUGCAGGCAAACUACGAUAUAAAGUGGCUUUUAAAAUUAUAUUUGUUAUAGGCCAAUACUGCCAACAGUGUGGUGGGUCUAAUUUUUCUCUCUCCUAUGAUAGAGAAGGUCUGGUCUGGGCCCAGCGAUGCAACAUCAAUGAGGCUGAUAUAUUGACUUUAAAAAGACAGUUUAUAUGCAAAAUGUAUCUUUAUAUUCCCGCUUCCAAUGUUUGUGUUCGUAAAAAUCUAUAAGCAGUACAUUAAAUUAUAACAUAAUGUUGCAUUUAUAUAUAAGAAUGAUUAUAUACUUUUUAUCCCUAAGUUCCUACAGGAACGGGAAAUUCGGAACGUUACGCUAGGUAAAUAUUAUUAGUAUUAGACGGCCAUAGCAAAGCAUAUGGCCGCGAUGCUCUGAAUAAAUCGAUCGCCUGCUCUUAGACCGCUGAAACAAAUCUCGCGAAUGAUACAUGUUGACCAUUUGACAUUCAUUUGCGCGAUUCACAUUAAUUGUUAAGUAUUCGUUAAAUUAGUUUCAUAGGCGUAACGGGUGCCGUCAUUUAUGAAUUUGAGUUAGUUCGGGGUAAAAACGGCAGUCCUACUCGUAACAAAUCAGCAGUUAGUGACCGAUUUGCUUGAGCGACAAAACAUGUAUUUUUAAAUGCAUUUUUAGUUGAUUUAUAUUAUUAUUCAUUUACAAUGAAUUGAAAAUAUAUAUUCGGCGUAACUUAUAACCAUUCAUUUUAAUACAUGUUUGUUAUUGGCAAUAAUCAAUCAACUCUAAUUUAUGUCAUUACAGUUAAUCAUAAUCAAUUUUUAUAAGUAAAGGCCCCCUUGCUUUUUAUAUUAUAUGUGGGAGAGAAAAUUGUACCUUAACAUUUUAACUUUUAAACGUUAACAACAAGGGUUAAAAUUAAAUGUAAAUUUAACCUAAAUAAAUCGGUUGCUAACUCUUAGACUAUAGCUUGAAACCUGCCAUUUACCAUUUACUACUAUCCAUUUUUUUUUUUAUGAGUGAUCUUAUUAUGUUUCCAAUAUAUAUUCGUUUUUGUCACGUUUUACAUUGACAAUCUGAUAUAAUAAUGGACUGCCAAUAAUCUCGAAUUUUUCAUUAUGAGUGAGCUUUGUGAUAUGUUAGUGCUAUGAGUUCCGUAGACGGUAGAGUAGACUACUGCUGCGGGCGUGUCACAGUGGAGCGAGUGCGAGAGAGACGAACGUAGUCUCGCUCUCUCUCGCUCACUGCAAUGCAGCAGUGCACGUGUAGGCGACCAUAAGGGGCACUUCCAAUUAGUUCUAUGGAAUAUACCUAACAAACUAGCGUUUUACGCGAGCUCAUUUCACAGAUGACAUCAUUGUAUAACACCGGAUUGUAACACUUACAAAUCUAAUUUUAUCUGAUGACAUAAUUUACCACAGAACCAAUUGGAAAUACCACUGUUAAGCUUAUCUAGUAUAAUAAUUGUAAGUGUCGAUGUAUUUUUUCUCUGAUCCUAAACAUUCGCCGCCUCGCGUACACUGCAUUUUGUGUUGUGUUUCUGAAAAGGAAUUAUCGUGGAAAAGAGCCAUUUUGAAAACACACCGACUCGUCCGGAGCAGUAGUGCACUUUGCAUUUAAUGAACUAUCUAUGUCUAUUAAUGGUUCCACCAGUGAUAAACGUUGUCGUGUAAACUAUGGAUAUAUAUCUAAAAGAUUCUUUCCUAGUAUUUCAAUAGGGCAAAGUAGAAUUCAAUUUUUGUGAUUAUAUUUUUCGACCUGUUGAAGUUUGUGACUCUUUAACUUCUGUGUAUUUUCGACUUGUCUGAAUGUGGAGUUUUAAACUAAUAUUAAACUGUGUUUUCCCGGCACACUAUCGGGAAAUAUGAA
Pararge aegeria (speckled wood butterfly) is the source of this 3772-nucleotide messenger RNA. RefSeq names its product S-adenosylmethionine synthase (gene Sam-S). Gene Ontology annotation, biological process: S-adenosylmethionine biosynthetic process. Bases 331 to 1542 code for a protein of 403 amino acids. Gene Ontology annotation, cellular component: cytosol. Gene Ontology annotation, molecular function: methionine adenosyltransferase activity; ATP binding. Lineage: Eukaryota; Metazoa; Arthropoda; Insecta; Lepidoptera; Nymphalidae. The transcript is spliced from 11 exons. The record is from RefSeq and is a predicted model, not a curated record.